Molecule: messenger RNA, 5762 nt
Organism: Sycon ciliatum
Lineage: Eukaryota; Metazoa; Porifera; Calcarea; Leucosolenida; Sycettidae
Product: regulator of G-protein signaling 22-like
Exons: 18
Coding region: 1069-5127 (1352 amino acids)
Biological process (GO): regulation of signal transduction
Cellular component (GO): nucleus; cytoplasm
Molecular function (GO): G-protein alpha-subunit binding
Source: RefSeq, a predicted model, not a curated record
UACUGGUGUUAGUCCCAACUGACCUAAGCGACAUCGAGCUAGACGCGUCACUAUCACCAAGUACCCAUCAUAUCCGUCUUGGGGACUGGAGUCUGAGUGGAGAGUCAUGAGUUGCAGAGAGCUACCGCCUACAGGGUGAAGAAGAGCAGCUGUUAGUGUUAGUGUUAGUACCCUAGCGAUCCAGGGGGUGUUGUUUUGUCAGGCGAAUCGUCACCGACCGAGCUGCGAGUCAGGCUACAGAGUACAGUACAUUUUUAGACAAACUAAUUAUUACUUCUUGCUGCCGCUAGAACCGGUACCUAUGUGACCCACGCAUUGCAUGAACCGUUACUGAUGAAGUGUUGAUCGUUCGGAACCACAGUCUCUCUCUCUCUCUCUCUCUCUCUCUCUGGCCGGCUGUGGACUGACUAUCUGUGGUGAGUGAACCUGCAACGAGAGUGUGGACUGGUUUGGAGUUGGUGCUGAUCAAGAGAGCUGAGACUCGUGAGAGAGAGAUCUUCGCUGCAGCACACAGUGCUCUGCGGUAUACCGGUAGUGUGAAGCGGAUCGUACCAUCCCACGUCGAGCUGGACCGUGAUUCACGAGCAGAAGUAUUAGUAUUAUUAUAAAGUCAUUGUGACGGUGUAGUUUAGAUGCCUUCAACGACGUAGUAUCGAUACGUCUAGUCGCCUUAUCUGGCUUCUGCAAAGCAACGCUUCAUUGAUUUCAAUUGAAGACGGAAAGAACGGGCCUACAGCGGACAUGGCCCUGAUUGGGAGUUGACUGACGAUCGUACGAGUGACAUGUGAGCGCUGAUGAAUGUGAUGAUUUGGUGUCUGGGUUAUUGCCCUCACUGACUACCGAACAUAAUUUAUUUUAACCCCAGCCCAUCCAACUCAACUCAGUGGUCACAGCAAUGAAGUGAUGCGUCGUUAGCCACAGUGACUUGGGUCGCUAUCGCUUUACAGAUAGCAGAGGGCACGGUAUAUACAGCCUGGCAGCUGGUCUCACGAAGUCAGUGAAUGCAGACUCAGACUUUGAGUCUGAGUAACAACUCAACUACUUUCUACCUACUAACCCUGCACUGAUAUGAAGUCCGCAUCAGAGCUAGAUCUGGACUCGGCUUUGGAGGACAGUGAUGCGUUUGUACAGCUCCUUCGAGACACCACGUUUGUUGACUACUUGAAUGCAUACCUUGCAAACCCUGCCACUGGCGUGCACUUGUUUUUCAACGCAAGGACAAAUGCAUUUGAAGAACUCCUGUCGACGGCAAGGGGCACUGCAUUCGAUGCGAAGUUCCAAAGGCCCGCAUCGAAGCCAGGUCUACGUCGGGCUGAUGGCCCUGACAAGUCUGGAGAUGAAGGUGUUGGCCCCAGGGCAGCAUCUAGUGCCAGGUGGACCAAGACACGCAAACAGCAGGUGAAGCCAGUAGCCGUGUCGGGUCUUGUGGACGUCAGAAAAACUCGACGAUCCUUGUCGAGACAGGGUUACGCAGAGGAUGUGGACACAGAGGUACCGCAGCCACCAGCAGACUUUGUCACCGAGGAAACGUUCCUUGGGAGUUUGCAGGUGGUUGAAGGAAUGGAGUAUGUGCGGCAGAACCGCCUACCCGGCUUCCAGAAGAGCACCGAGUUCAUCCAGUACCUGCUCUGCAAGAUUCUGACAGCGAGCAAGACGCCACAGAUCAGCAAUACAGCACAGAGAGCACUACCAGCUAAGGCCAGGAAGACAGCAACGCCGUUGGACCAGGAGACUGCAUUCACUAGCCGUGACCUAUCCGACCCUCGUCUGCGCAAAGACCUGCUGUCCGCAUUUCAAGCUAGUGAAAUGGACCCCGGCCGCGUCGACCCUGACUUGGCUCAAAGAAGCAGAUAUGCCUUUAGCCGUGCUCAGCUGGACAACGUCCGUAGCAUGAAGGCGUUUGCGGACUUCCUGAAGGACACCAACGGAUUUGUGUGCUGGGAGUUUUGGAUCAAGGCUCAGAGAGCUUUUGCAGUUGAUGACGAGCAGCACCGAGGCAGGAUGCUGGACGACCUGAAAAUGUGCUGCAUUCGGACGGACGCUGUGCGCACCGUGUUGACAUUGCCACUGCAUGCCACUGAGCUACUGCGCAGCUGCGGCACGCGCGCCGACCUCAGCAGUGUGAUCAGAUUCCUGCAAGAGGUCAUGGCGUGUAACCUCUACAGCUACUGGAUUCCACGCUAUCUUCUUCAUUUAUACCGGGAGAUGGUGAGCUGCGAGAAUGCAGCACUGCCGACGGUGAAACUCAGCUUAAACAGAGGAGACAGCCUGCUGCGUUCCGAGACAGCCUCGCCAUUCACGGAAACUCAGUACCGGUUUGAAGACUACAGUGGCGCUAGGACAAUCAGCUCGUUCUCCUCCUCCAGACCGGGGGCAUCCCGGACUGAAAGCAAUGGUGCAAGGCCAUCAGCUGGAAAUUGGGAGGAAAGGGAGUGGACAGGGUCCACAUCCAGUGCAGCAUCGUCAGCAGAUCAGAGCUAUGGCGCCUCUUCUGUCAUGGCUUCAACCGAACACCGUGAAGUGGAUGUGUCAGCAGUACGGGGACUGGUGGGGGGGACUGUGCGUGCAAAGCUGUUAUCUGCCCUGGAAAGUGAUUUGAACCUGACAGAUGAGUACCUCAUUCCCAGACUUGAGAGUGCAACAGAAGAUGGUGAUGAUCAGCCGUCGGCGACUAGCCUUGUGUGGUUAUGGCGUGACAUCCAAGCGUUCAACAGCACAUUCGAACGCGCCCACUUCAAAGCCACUGAAGCAAAGGCACAGGCACAGCUCAUAGCGUCCAAGUACAUACUUCCGAAUGCGCCUCACCACAUCCCCUUUAGCGACCAAGUCGUCAGAUUGUUCUGCUCCGAGAUGAGCAUGCCGCUGGAGAUGCUGUUCGACGAAGUGGAAGAGGAGCUGCUAGUGUGGCUGGAGGAGUGUUAUGCUGCCCUGCUGCAGAAAGAUGAGACUGCACUGAGAGCGAGUGUUGGACACGAGAAAUCAAUCACAUUUGCCGACAGCCAUCCUUCGAGUAGUUCAGGCGCCAAGGAUGGUGAUCCACUGGAUGGCAAGGGGAGCACGAAGACAAAUGCGCAAGCAUCAGAGCCAGUUUGCACGGAGAUGACAUUCGAAGAUAUCAUUCGCCACCGACAGAUCUUCUCCAAGUUCCAGGCAUUCCUGAAUGAACGGCCUCUAGGUAGUUACGAUUUCAUGUGCUGGUCAAGUCUUCAAAGCUACCGCCACACGCAGGACGAGAGGAAGAAGGCACACUAUGCAAAGUUGAUCCGUAACAAUUAUUUGACACAAGACUAUUUCUACGAUCUGAAGAAGAGCCCGGCAACCAAGCAACAACUAGAACAGCUCGCGGCCGUUGCGGAUUAUAAACGCCGGAAUCUAGUCGGCCCACGUCCGAGUAAAGAUGUCCUGUACUACGUCGAAUCGAUUGUACUCCAGCGAUUGCAACAUUACUGGAUACCAAGGUUUACAAACACAGAGGCCUACAAGCGCAUAACACAUCAGUACCCAGGUGCCAUGGACUACAAAAAGCAAGGCAAGCCUGGCAGAAAGGGGCAGAAGGAGGAGAAGCAAAAGGACAACCAACAGAAAGAGACUGUAAAUCAGAAGCAGGCACAGCACAUGCGUGACGUGGCGCUGUUUCGCAAGUCACUCAAGGACCGGCGGCGGGCCCAAGAGUUUCUGGAGUUUCUGCAGAUCCGCGGCGGCAAGAUGGAGAAGAACUUGGUCUUCUGGAUCGAAGUGCAACGAUUCAAACUGCUGUGCCAUCAUCACGCAUCCAAGGCACUGAUGUGCUCCAAGGCGCACGCCAUUGUCAACUGCUUCCUGAACUCCUGCUUUCCGCCGACAGUAGCCGUUUCCGUCAGCGAAGAGGCUGCCGAGUGUCUGACCACCCGAGCAGCCUCUGAGCGGUGGAUUGGGCCAUACAUGUUCCAAUCUGUGCAGCUUGAGGUAUUUGACGUUCUAUUUCCGGAAUGGAUUGCGUUUACGACUUGGCGAUCGAAUCACUAUAAAGAAAACCCGGAUAGCCCGCUGCCGUUUUCCGAGAUGCAGCGUGAGAAGACGCAUCGCCAGGAAGAAGCCAGGAAGUUGGCCGCACAGCACAUGCAGGAAGAGCGUGAUAAGGAAAGGCAGGCCGAGGCCAAGAGCCACAGGAUCAUCAUCCUGGAUGAUGAUCAGAAGGCGAAAGAGGAUGCUAAGCCUGCCGCGUUCCGGUAUUCAGAGUAUCUACAGGAACAGGAGCGCGUGAAGCAGGAAGAGUUACUCAGGCAGCAGCAGAUGGCAGAACAGGAGGACAGGCACCCCACACCGCCCACGCUGAUGCACAACUCCAGCCGAAAGCAUGGCUCUCACAUGCCCUCGUCCAGGUCAGAGGGAAACCUCGCCGCAGUACCAACCGCAAGAACACUGCCGGCCGUAAACACAAGGUCAUUGAGCGUCUCCCACACUGGACUUAGAGCAGCGCCUGCAGGAGCUGCACACAGCAGAGCGGUGGCAAAGAAACCGGCUGCUAUGCCCGUAGAGACACUAGCUGCUGCAUGGAGUAGUGCCGCUAGCAGAAAGCCAGCUGCCGGAACCUUGCGACAGUAUCGCCACCGCCGUGUUCAGUCCGACAAGGGUAGGUCGCUAGGAAUGCCAGCAACAGUGUUUCUACCCGUAGACCAGUCACUCACGCAGCCUGACGGCAGUGCAUUGAGUCGAGUUAGAGACAGCAGCGGCUGGCGAAAGCCACUGUUCAUGCGCAAACAUGCACGGAGUUUGUCUGCAACUCCAGCUUCAUCGAUCUCCUGGAGUGGUCAGUUAGAUAUGCGGCAACCUGUAGCAAAUCGAUUCCCCCUGGGCCUCCGAGAGGGCACAACAAAACGGAUGUGGCUAGCAUCGCAGUCUCACGAAGUGACUGAGCCACAUGCCGACUCUAGAGAACUGUCAUACCCGAUGCGCAUCGAUGUCUGCUCUUUGGACAAGUCCAGGGCGGACAUGGGGAAUCUCUCCUGUCCGGCACCUCAUUUUGAUGAUGAAGAAGACUGUUGGUUUGAGAACACCGGUGGGAACUUUGUGGAAACUCUCGCCACGACAAUGACCUCGCGGAAUGGCCAGAAAAACGAAAGAUACGCGGCCGCGUGGAACAGAUGAAGACGAAAUGUGAACAUUUGCCGACAUGUACAUGUAUAGCAGCUUAGUGCAAUGCUGUACUGUGUACUGUGUACUGUGCACUGUGCACUGUGCACUGUGCACUGUGUACUGUGUACUGUGCACUGUGCACUGUGUACUGUGUACUGUGCACUGUGUACUGUGCACUGUGCACUGUGCACUGUGUACUGUGCAAUGCUGUACUGUAACUGUAUGCAUUCUUUAAAAGUAUACAGACACAAACAUGUUACCAGCAGAGUUGCUUGUCACUCAUCUGCAUAAUUAUAACAAUUCCAACAGACUGGCUGGAAGUCACAGCUAACGUUACAGUCAAGAUCUACACGUACUAAGUGCUAUAUCCUCCACCACCAUUCCAUAAUAAGUUAUUGACAUCAAAACUGCUAACACCGGAUUUCGGUAAUUUCAUUUUUGGUACAUUUUGAAAAGAUUUUGACAAUAUUGCUGAUGCCCUGGUAAACCCUUAACCCGAUAAUUGUGGACGAUCAUUUUUUAGAUUGCAAAACUUUGGACAUCAGUGAUAUCCUAACCCAUUAGUAUGCAGCCAUGGGUUCAACUAUCUCUUAUUGGCGAUGGUGACAUCGUGAGAAUAAAGAAUUCAAACAGGCUAAAUAUCUCAA